This is a messenger RNA of Talaromyces stipitatus ATCC 10500, 1371 nucleotides long. Its product is annotated as cystathionine gamma-lyase. The record is from RefSeq and is a predicted model, not a curated record. Lineage: Eukaryota; Fungi; Ascomycota; Eurotiomycetes; Eurotiales; Trichocomaceae. Gene Ontology annotation, biological process: transsulfuration. Gene Ontology annotation, molecular function: pyridoxal phosphate binding; cystathionine gamma-lyase activity. Bases 1 to 1260 code for a protein of 419 amino acids. Gene Ontology annotation, cellular component: cytoplasm. The transcript has 4 exons.
AUGAGUAUUCCCUUGGUAAAUCCUCAACUUCUCAAGCCUCUGACUCAUGGAGAUGCCGUCGAGACGCCUCCAAGACCUGCAUCGCCUGAGCACAGGUUCGGUACUCGAGCGGUGCAUUCGGGAUCUCACAUUGAUCCUAACACGGGAGCCGUGAUUGCGCCGAUUUCGCUUUCUACUACUUUUGCACAGUCAAGUGUUGGAAAACCAAUUGGUAUUUACGAGUACACACGCAGCGCAAAUCCUAACCGAGACCACUUCGAAGAAGCCGUCGCCGCUCUUGAACAUGCCCGAUAUGCCCUCGCAUUCUCCUCCGGCUCCGCCACGACAGCAACAAUCCUACAAUCCCUCGCCGCCGGUUCACACGUCGUCUCCGUCUCCGACGUCUACGGCGGCACACACCGAUACUUCACCAAAGUCGCAGCAGCGCACGGGGUAAACGUCACAUUCACGCCCACGCUUGAAAUCGGGAAUGAAGCAAUUAUAAAACCAGACACAAAACUGAUUUGGAUUGAGUCGCCGACAAAUCCGACGUUGAGUUUGGUGGAUAUUCGUGAAGUGACGACUAUUGCGCAUCGACAUGGGAUUUUGGUCGUGGUGGAUAAUACGUUUAUGAGUCCUUAUAUUCAGAAUCCGUUGGAUUACGGGGCAGAUAUUGUGGUUCACUCUGUCACCAAAUAUAUUAAUGGGCACUCUGAUGUCCUGAUGGGCGUCGCCGCAUUCAACUCCCCCGAACUCAAGGACCGUCUCACCUUCCUCCAAAACGCCAUUGGUGCCGUCCCCUCUCCAUUCGACUGCUGGCUCGCCCACCGCGGCAUGAAAACCCUGCACUUGCGCGCGCGAGAGGCAAACAAAAAUGCCUCUGCCGUUGCAAAGGUCCUCGAAUCCUCCUCACUCGUAAAAUCGGUAAAUUACCCCGGUCUCGACUCCCACCCGCAACGCGCCAUCGCCCAAAAGCAACAUCGCGAUGGUAUGGGUGGCGGAAUGCUCAGUUUCCGUAUCCACGGUGGUCAUGCAGCUGCUGAACGAUUCUGUCAGAACGUGCGCGUUUUCGUAUUGGCGGAGAGUUUGGGUGGGAUUGAGUCUCUGUGUGAGGUUCCGUCCAGUAUGACGCAUGCUGGUAUUCCCAAGGAGCAGAGGGAGGCAGUGGGGGUGUUUGAUGAUUUGAUUCGGUUGAGUUGUGGGAUUGAGGAUGUGGAUGAUCUUACCGCGGAUAUUUUGCAGGCGCUGGAGAAAUCUGUUGCGCCUGCUAACGGUGCUUAGAUUUCUGUGAUUAUGUUAAAAAAUUUUGGGUAUGAUUUGCGUUUAAAUAUAGACAUUGUGGAUUUUGUUGUUUCCGGUUGGCUGGUUUGAAAACUUUGGAUAUGCGUUAUU